This is a messenger RNA of Acanthocheilonema viteae, 1341 nucleotides long. Lineage: Eukaryota; Metazoa; Nematoda; Chromadorea; Rhabditida; Onchocercidae. The record is from the annotation of a GenBank genome assembly.
AUGGAGACCGAUCAAGAAGCAAUCGGUGAUCAAAGGAAUGAAAAAUCGACUAUUAAUAAUGAUAAAACUACAGCAAAUAGCAAUGGAGAGAGCGUAAAAAACAGUGGUACUGAUGCCAAUACACGUUCUGGAAACGGUACGAAUGUGAAAAAAAUGCUAGCCGACAAUGACAAUAACACGAAGAUUCAGCAGAAGAUUAUUGAACAAGUUGAAUAUUAUUUUGGCGAUAUUAACUUACCUCGAGAUCGAUUUCUACAGGAAGAAAUUAAAAAAGAUGACGGGUGGGUCCAACUCACAACGAUGUUGAAAUUUAAUCGUUUGGCACAAAUCUCUUCUGAUCCCACAAUAAUCGCAGAGUCUUUGAAGCAUUCGAAACUGAUGCAAGUGUCUGAAGAUGGUAGCAAAAUACGACGUAAUCCUGAAGUACCACUACCAGAAAAUUCGCUUGAGUAUUGGCAAGUUGUGAAACGACGUACUGUAUAUAUUAAAGGCUUCGAACGAGACACGAAAUUGGAUGACAUUUUAAAUUUCGUUAAACAGUUUGGUAGUGUUGAAAAUGUAAUGAUGCGUCGUGAAAAGUCAGAAAAGCGAGCUUUCAAAGGCUCGGUUUUCGUCACCUAUAAAGAUCAAGAGAAAGCAGAAGCUUUUGUUAAUAGUGGUACCAAACAGUUCAAUGGCAAUGAUCUUUUGAAAAUGAUGCAAAACGAUUAUUGGGCAAAUAAGCAAAAAGAAUUGAAGGAAAAACGACUUGCUGCUCGCGCUGCUAAGCAAGCAAAAAAGAAGGCUGCCGAAGCAGAGUCAAAAAAAAAGAACCUGGAGGUGGUACAUUUUGCCAAAGGAUUAGUGCUAUCAGUGGAAAAUAUUCCAAAGGAGGAUUGCGAUCUCGCAAAAGUUAAAGAUUUUUUCAAACAAUUCGGUGAUGUUCAGUAUGUUGUGUACGAAAAGGGCGAUGAAAAGGCCCAGAUUCGUUUUGGCGGUGAGGAAAAUGGUGCUGCUGUUGCUUGGAAAGUGGCGGCAGAAAAAGGAGAUGGAAAAGUUAUAUUCGGUGGGAAUGAGCUCAAGGGAACAGUACUUGAAGGCGAAGAUGAGGAGGAAUAUUGGAAUAACUUCAGUAAAAAGAAAGCUGAUAAGCAGGCGCGGAUAGCCAAAAAUCGACGGGGAGCUAAGGUUCGAGGCCGUGGUCGAGGGCGAAGUAGUGCACGGAAUGGUGUGACACGAGGCGAAAAGAGAUCAGCUGAGGAAACGACAGAAGAUACGCCUGAAAAGAAAUUGAGAAAAACAGUACCCGAGGACAAUAAACCGAGGAAAACUACCAAAAUAGUAUUCGCAGAUUCGGACUGA